UUCGAGUCAGGUUUAUUUUUAGGCACACGGAAAUCCCAGUCUGCUUUAUGGAGUUCUCUUGUUCGUACCACCUGCUGCAGUGUGUAGAGACCUGGCUGUCGAUGCUCCUCAACACUGGGCUACAUGCAUGUGGUGUGAACAUACACAUGUGUUUAUUCUGACUGUAUAUAAUGCCUGUGAGAUUUCAGUGUGGUUUUCGAACUUUCUCAAAGCAAAAGAGAAUGGAGAGGAAGAGAAAAAGAACAAGAGAGAGAAAAAAGCUAGCUCGUCCAUCGUGGACGAAGUAUCCACCAUUCUCUCAAUUACCUUCCCAGAACGAGAUGGAGACACUGAAUAUUUCUGAAUGGCUAGAAGAACUGUGUCCGUCGCGGGCUGGAAAAUGUUGUGAUAGAAUGGAUGUAAAGGUUAACAUGAGAAAGGUUAAAAAUCUGUUUAUUGCAUCCUCCUGUGAAGACAGUCGUAGUGAUGUGAAGAAUUACAACAUGGCUACUCUGUGUCCAUUACAUCCUAGAGAAAGUCUAGAGUUUCUCUGCCUCACCUGUGACGAGCUUAUCUGCCCUUUGUGUAAAAUGGCAGACCAUCAAGAGCACAAAGCAAGAAGUCUGUUUGUGGUUGCAGGUGAGGCCAAGCGUAACCUUCAAAAAUUCACUAGAGAAAUUACUCGGUACGAAAGGGAAGUAAAAGCUGCUCUUCAAGGGACAGAACGGCACCGGCAGGUCUUGCAGGACACGAGGAACGAGGUCGAAGGUCACAUCCGUGCGUGUCACGCACAGCUGCAGACCUUGAUUGACGCCUACCGCGACAGCUGUCUGCUGGAGCUGGACGCCAUGGUCUGCGAGGUGGACUCUGAAGCUCGCGACCUCGCAGAUCGUUUGCGGAUGGAGCUGAUAAAAGUACAAGGAACUCAACAAAAACUUCAUGAAGCUAUCGAGAGAGGAAGCAGCGUAAACGUAUUUAAAAUGAACCAAGAGAUGAAGAACGAGUGGGAUGAAAACCACGUGACCAAAAAAUGUCUGGGCGUCAUCCCCGGUUUUUUGCAUACCGUAGAACAUCAUGAUUUCAUCGCCAAUGAUGACAUCGCCAGUGUCUUUGUAUCAGAAGAAAAAACCAUCGAGAAACUGAUCAGAAAACGUUUUGGCCGUUUGAUCAAAGUGAAGCAACCUCUGCCGGCCGUGGGUAUGGUGUUGAAAAUGGCGUUUAGAUGCAGUGAAGAGGAAGACGAUACAGUCUUCUCUGUGUGCCCUACAGGAGACAACAAGGUAGCGGUUUCGUUUGGACCUUCAUGUACUGAUGGAAAUGCCAACAAAGGAUGCACGAAAAGUUUCUUUGAGGACGGACGUCCUUCUAAAUCCUUCAACUUCGGAAAGUGCACAUUGACAAGAGAGGGCAAAGGCCGUUUCCGGUAUCUGCAAAAAAACAGAUUUAGAGUUUUAUUAUGGUAUUAUAAUGAGGGUCUGUUUGCAAAAGGUGAAAAACAACAUCUUUUGAUGAGACGCACGUCUUCUGAUCCAUGGCGUUUCGUAAAAGUUUCUCGAUUUUUAUAUUUAUUUUGUAUACCAGAAUUUGUGGGUUUUGCCAACUUUGACCUACAUCCAUUAGCAUUUGAUGUGUCCAGUGACGGUAGAUCAAUCGUCGUUAUAAAUGAGGACACAAAUGAUGAAACAAAAUAUCGUCUGCUUUUUCUGUGCACCUGCUGCGAUGACUGUAUCACCGUUAUCAGCGUCUACAAACCACAAGCCGACAUGGAAAACUUCUUUCCCUCCGACGUCUGUUUCUGCACAGUUGAGGGCCGAGAAGUGCUGCUGGUGGCUGAUUCAGAGAACCACACCAUAUCCAUGCUACGAGUAGGACAAGGGACUGAUGACGAACACCACUGCCGGACUGGGACGUUGGAAUUCGAGAGAUUUCUGUUGGACAAACAGCAUUUGAAACACGCGCCCACAGCGCUCAACAAAGACGAGCAAGGCAGACUGUGGGUGGGUUGCAAGGGAGGCUACGUGAUGACUUUGCAGCUAGAAAGGUACAGGCAGCAUCCCAACAUCAAGUAAGAUCUGGCCGUCUCGAGUGAAAAACAAUGAUAUUAUUAGUCGUGUUGACAGUCUCCACAUACUCACUUUUUCCUCUGGAGAAACACGCCUCGUAGUGGAGCCAGCGGAUUCAAAAAGAAGACGCAGAGACAUGUGUCCCCUGUAUGAGAACUGUGGCGGAGAGAUGUCAGUGAAGGAAGCAACCAUCACUUUUAGCCAAGUCAGUAAUUUAUAUAUCUGGAUGGAAGAGGACAUUUAGAGGCAGAUGUUUCCUAUAAUUGAUUAAGUUUGCAGACGAUAUGGCAUUGGUUGCUAGGCUCAAGGAUGAGGAGUCACUGGCAAGCUAUUUCCUCCAGGUUCAGAAAUUACACUCAUGGUUUGAAGAAAACUUCCUGGGGUUCAAUGUCUCCAAAACUAAGGAAGUGGUCCUUGACAGAUCUUGCCAGUAAGAUCAUUGGUUCUCCACAAAUACCUUUAGGUGAGCUACACAUCAGGGCUGUGAGGUUAAAAGCGGUCAGCAUCAUCACAGACCCUUCUCACCCACUCCAUCGCCAUUUUCAACUGCAACCCUCCGGCCGUAGAUGGAAGCAGGUGGUCGCCAAGAAGAGUGCCUUUGCCAAGUCAUUUUUACCGACAGCAAUAGCACUCUUAAACAGAUCACACCAGAAACUACACGGGAAGGAAGACCACGAAGGAAAAGCGAGGAUCUAGAGGAGGAACCAGGAACAGAGUGCGGCGGAAAGGAUGUCGUCUCCCGCUCCAUUGAUGACAAAAUGACAGAACUCGCCACGCUGGUGACAUGCGACCGCGAAUACACGAGGGGCUAUGCGCCAGUGAUUCAGAGGUCAUCACCCACAUGAGACAGGCUUCUGUGAAUUUAUUUUUCUUUUUAAUCAACCAAAU
Molecule: messenger RNA, 2930 nt
Organism: Pomacea canaliculata
Lineage: Eukaryota; Metazoa; Mollusca; Gastropoda; Architaenioglossa; Ampullariidae
Exons: 2
Coding region: 171-2048 (625 amino acids)
Molecular function (GO): zinc ion binding
Source: RefSeq, a predicted model, not a curated record